AUGUCUCCCACGUCCCUCGUAUUCGUCGAUCUGCGAGCCGUGGUGGUCGGGAUGCUGUCACGCCGGGCACGAUACGAGCGUAGCGCACAAAUCUUGUUUGACGGCUACUCCGAUACCUGGCUACCAAGCGUCGAGGGCAAGCUCCCAGAUGGCUUCACCGCGGACAUUCUAGGUGAGAAUGACGACGGUACGGAAACGUCCGCCGAUCCGAACGGCUAUGCGGUCGAUAAUGUGGCGCACGGUGAACAGGCGGUGUUUGGUGUGGCGAAUGAUGACGGUUCAUAUCGCGACGAGACGUAUGGCGAGAAGGUGGUUGGUGAAGCGGACAAAGGCGAAGCGGACGGAGGCGAAGCGGACGAAGGGGAAGCGGACAAAGGGGAAGCGAACGAAGGGGAAGUAAACGAAGGGGAAGCGGACGACGGUGAAGCGGACGAAGGCGAAUCGGAUGAAGACGAAGCGGACGAAGGCAAAUUGGACGAAGGCGAAGCGGACGAAAGCGAAGCGGACGAAGGCGACGCGGACGAAGGGGAAGCGGACGAAGGCGAAGCGGACGAAGGCGAAGCGGACGAAGGCGAGGAGGGGGAAGGCGAGGAGGGGGAAGGUGAAGGGGCGGAAGGCGGAGAGGCGGAAGGCGUAGGAGCUGUUGGCGAGGAGGCGGAAGGCGAAGGGGCGGAAGGUGGGGAGUGGGAUGGCGAAGAGGGGGAAGGCGAAGAGGGGGAAGGCGAAGAGGGGGAAGGCGAGGAGGGGGAAGGCGAAGAGGGGGAAGGCGAGGAAGGAGAAGGCGAAGAGGGGGAAGGCGAAGAGGGGGAAGGCGAAGAGGGGGAAGGCGAGGAGGGGGAAGGCGAAGAGGGGGAAGGCGAAGAGGGGGAAGGCGAAGAGGGGGAAGGCGAAGAGGGGGGAGGAGAAGAGGGGGAAAGCGUAGGGGCUGUAGAUGGGGCUGGAGAGGAGGCGGAAGGCGAGCAGGCGGAAGGAGAGGAGGCGGAUGGGGUCCAGGCAGAUGGCGACAAUGUGGGCGAAGGCUUGUCCAAUUACUCCAAUUUUAGUGCAGAGGAGAGAACUAAUGGGCGGCGGACACGCGUACAAGCACUCAGCCGCGGGUCGACGCUGGAUGAGGAUGAAGAAGCUGCACGAGUGGUGAAGAAAGGGCGGUUUAUGAUUCUGGGGGUCGCACCGGAUGAUACGCAACAGUGCGGUAACGGGCGUGGCGGAGAAGCAAAGGAUAAACAAGGAGGGCAGACCGUGAAAGGGGCAUUGGCGGCGGCGAAGCCACCCAUGAAGCGCAGGAGUAAGAAGGCCAGCACUAAACCCCUUCCAAAGGGUAAAGGUGAAGCAACGGAGGGGAAGACAAAGACAAAACCUAAGCCCAAAAAGCGUAAGUCAUCCACUUUUUGCCCUCCAGCCCUGUAA
Molecule: messenger RNA, 1407 nt
Organism: Closterium sp. NIES-65
Lineage: Eukaryota; Viridiplantae; Streptophyta; Zygnematophyceae; Desmidiales; Closteriaceae
Source: the annotation of a GenBank genome assembly